AUGGAGGUCAUGACACUAGGAAAGCACAAAAAUGGAAGCCCAAGCCCCAAGAACCAUCCAACCACCACUAGUCCAAGCCCCAGGAACCAUCCAACCACCACUAGUCCAAGCCCCAGGAACCAUCCAACCACCACUAGUCCAAGCCCCAGGAACCAUCCAACCACCACUAGUCCAAGCCCCAGGAACCAUCCAACCACCACUAGUCCAAGCCCCAGGAACCAUCCAACCACCACUAGUCCAAGCCCCAGGAACCAUCCAACCACCACUAGUCCAAGCCCCAGGAACCAUCCAACCACCACUAGUCCAAGCCCCAGGAACCAUCCAACCACCACUAGUCCAAGCCCCAGGAACCAUCCAACCACCACUAGUCCAAGCCCCAGGAACCAUCCAACCACCACUAGUCCAAGCCCCAGGAACCAUCCAACCACCACUAGUCCAAGCCCCAGGAACCAUCCAACCACCACUAGUCCAAGCCCCAGGAACCAUCCAACCACCACUAGUCCAAGCCCCAGGAACCAUCCAACCACCACUAGUCCAAGCCCCAGGAACCAUCAAACCACCACUAGUCCAAGCCCCAGGAACCAUCCAACCACCACUAGUCCAAGCCCCAGGAACCAUCCAACCACCACUAGUCCAAGCCCCAGGAACCAUCCAACCACCACUAGUCCAAGCCCCAAGAACCAUCCAACCACCACUAGUCCAAGCCCCAAGAACCAUCCAAUCACCACUAGUCCAAGCCCCAAGAACCAUCCAAUCACCACUAGUCCAAGCCCCAAGAACCAUCCAAUCAGCACUAGUCCAAGCCCCAGGAACCAUCCAACCACCACUAGUCCAAGCCCCAGGAACCAUCCAACCACCACUAGUCCAAGCCCCAGAAUUUGGUGUAUUAUCUUGGAUAUGCAGUAG
Messenger RNA from Rana temporaria (common frog), 906 nucleotides. Its product is annotated as extensin-like. NCBI's taxonomy places the organism in Eukaryota, Metazoa, Chordata, Amphibia, Anura, Ranidae. The coding region runs from base 1 to 906 and encodes 301 amino acids. The record is from RefSeq and is a predicted model, not a curated record. The transcript is spliced from 2 exons.